Messenger RNA from Pseudoliparis swirei, 5054 nucleotides. It is a transcript of the gene sgsm3, whose product is annotated as small G protein signaling modulator 3. The record is from RefSeq and is a predicted model, not a curated record. The transcript is spliced from 20 exons. Gene Ontology annotation, molecular function: protein binding. Bases 2119 to 4386 code for a protein of 755 amino acids. Lineage: Eukaryota; Metazoa; Chordata; Actinopteri; Perciformes; Liparidae.
CUGUAAUAUAUUUGAUUUUUAUGAUUUUUUUGAAAGCCUUUUUGACAAGAGACCAACUGACUGCUGAGGUCAACACUCAUAUUUUAAGUUGAUAAUGUGGAGGAAAUGCAUCAGCUUAUAGUUUAUUUGACAUGACAUUUUUUCCUGAAGAACCCUUAAAGGGCGAAAUCUGCCGAAACGUACCCAAUAAGAUGUCUCUGUGUCGGAAGCAAACAUAAUAUUGGUUGACAUAAUAUAACGGUAUUGACGGGGCAUCUUGUUAACUCCUGGUAACUUCAGCAGCAGCUGAUACUCACAACCAGCUCCUUGACAUUAGAUUUUAAACUAACAUUUUCAGAUUUAAAUGUUAGUAUAACUCUGACAAUAAGGAUUCAAAAUUAGAACAUUUUCAAUUGAUUGAUUAGUUGAUGAAAUUUACAUUAAAUAUAAUCCCAUUACAGUUCCUUGGGGCCCAUGGUUUACCGGCAUAGGGUCGGUAUGUCUUCACACUCGACUAGCAGCACAUUCUUACAGGUUGGAACCAUCAUUUGUCCGGCAUUACUAUUGGAAAAGUUAUUCAAACUAUUAUUUGACCAUCAACAGACCUGCUGAUAUUAUUAUAUUAUUUCAGGUAUAACUUUUGCUUCCUUCUGCAGCAGUUGGAUUGUCAAUAGAGUUUGCGGGGGAGCUGGGUCGUGUUGGUUGUCUUGCAGGCGACUGUACGGUUUGUGUUCUUCUCAGGGAGUCACUCCACAAUCCCAGCACUCCCCUGAGCGACACACAGCGAGCCUGAAAGAACUUGGCCGUCCUCCAGACCUCUAAUUGAUUUCUCAUCUCUUAAGUCCUAACUCCCUGCUCAGAUGCUGCACGCCGGCCGCUGAAAUGAAUCAUGUUGGCAGGUGUGUGCUGGAGAGCCUUAUCCGCAGGUGACGGUUAAUGUGCAGUUCUGUUUGCCCGUGUGUAGUUUGCCGGUGAAUUCACUCCCAAGUAGUCUUAGGAUACUUAAUAAGAACGUGAAAGCGAGAUGUUACGGCCUUUCUUGGCUUCCCUUACUCAAUUGCUUAUUUAUCAAUGGAAAGGCUGGCUCUUAUAGAAAUAAUAGAUAUUCAGGGUUCGUACGGUCAUGGAAAACCUGGAAAAGUCAUGGCAUUUUAAAAUGGUAAUUUCCAGGCCUGGAAAAGUCAUGGAGAAAACUUAAAUCAUAAAAGUAUUGGAAAAGUCAUGGAAAUUUGUUAUCACAUGUGCAUUUGAGUUUAAGGUCAUGUAGUUUGAAAUAAUUAAUGUUUUUUAAAGAAGGACGCUCAAAAUAUAAGCCGGCAUACGCUCUCAAAUUCCCAAUACGCUAAAUUUUCUAAAUUGUUAAUGUUUCUACCGAGAUUUCAGUGUGGUCAUGGAAAUUUGGUUUAAAGUCAGACGAGUUAUGGAAAGUCAUGGAAAUCCAUUUGUCAAAAUGUGUAAGAACCCUGGAUAUUUACUAUCCAAUCAGUGGAUUUUUGAUGUUGUUCUGUGUGCUCAAAACACUUUGGGACAGCAGCACAUUGGUCGUGGGUAUUUAAGAUGUAGCUUUCUUGGCUGACUUCCUUUUGUUUUUAUAUGUACAUUUAAAUUAUUAUUAACACCUUGAUGUGUUUUGUCAUUCAUUUCAGAAAUGUGAAGUGAGAACAACAGUCAUAUGGCCAUGAGAAGAGAGACCAGCACGUCUCUGGAGCUCUUCCCCUCGCACUUCUUUGUGUCGGCCUCUGACUUUCUUUCUUCAGUACGGAUUGAAGAAGAAGGAACAUUGAAGCUUUUGAAGCCACUGUUGGACUUGAGAGAUUUGUGUCCGUGUAAAAGAUACUUAAACAACCGCAAUGAUGUUUAUGGCCGAGGCAGGUUUCCAGAAGACGCAUUGUAAUAGGAUUUUAGACAUUGCCUAUAACUUAGUUUUUAAUUUAAUUCUGCCUUGGAUGGAUUGCCACUGCAACAACUUGGUCCACUAUUUUAUAGAUGCUGACUAAUCAGAUGUCAUAGUUUGAUCACACUUCCCACCAACUCCUCCUCUUUGUCCUUUUUCCAGAGUGGGUGCUGUCUGCUGACCACCUUUCUCCAACGUGACUGUGAUAUUUGCCGAUAGAAACUAUUCCCUCUACUACCAACACCAUGUCAGGUACCUACACACCAGCCCCUGGUGGGCCGUUCUCUGCUCUCACCCCCAGCAUGUGGCCCCAGGACAUUUUGGCCAAGUACCAUCAAAAGGAGCCCUCAGAGCGGCUGGAACCCCAAUACGAUGAGUUUGGCUUCAAAGUGGCCCCUGAAGACGACGUGAAGCCCAGGUCCUGGCUGGGCACUGAAGGCUCCCCCCAGCGUGAAGACCCCCAGCAGCGAUUGCGCUGGCAAGCCCACCUGGAGUUCACCCACAACCACACGGUGGGUGACCUGACCUGGGAGCUCAUCGACCCCGUCCUCCAGCGCUCUGAGCGCCUGCGUUCCCUGGUGCUCGGUGGCAUACCACACAGCAUGAGGCCACAGCUAUGGAUGCGUCUGGCUGGAGCGCUGCAGAAGAAGAGGACCUCUGAGAUCGCCUACCGAGAAAUCAUCAAGAACAGUUCUAAUGACGACACCAGCAACGCCAAACAGAUAGAGAAAGACCUGUUGCGGACCAUGCCCACCAAUGCGUGUUUCUGUAGCAUGACCAGUGUCGGCGUGCCGAGGCUGAGACGGGUGCUGAAAGGUCUGGCCUGGCUCUACCCAGACAUCGGGUACUGCCAGGGCACCGGCAUGGUGGUUUCCUGUCUGCUGCUCUUUCUUGAGGAGGAGGAUGCCCUUUGGAUGAUGUGUGCUCUCAUCGAAGACCUCCUUCCGCCAUCCUACUUCUCCUCCACUCUGCUGGGCGUCCAAACGGACCAGAGGGUUCUCCGCCAGCUCGUUGUUCAGUACCUGCCUGCCCUCGACCGUCUCCUGCAGGAGCAUGACAUCGAGUUGUCGCUGAUCACGCUGCAUUGGUUCCUGACGUCAUUUGCCAGCGUGGUGGACAUCCGUCUGCUCCUGAGGAUCUGGGACCUGCUCUUCUACCAGGGCUCACUGGUGCUCUUCCAGAUCACACUGGGCAUGCUCAAAAUCCAGGAGGAGGAACUUGUUGCCUCAGAGAACUCGGCAUCCAUUUUCAAUACUCUGUCGGACUUGCCCAGCCAGCUGCGAGAUGGGCCCGCGGUUCUCGGGGAAGCGAUGCGGUUAGCAGGGACUCUAUCCGAGGAAACGCUGGAAGCCCACCGGCACAAGCACCUCGCCUACAUCCUAAAUGAACAGGCGCAGCGCAACAAUGGCAACAACGCAACACUCAACACCAACCUCAACAAGGUGGUGAGGAGGCAGUCCCUGCGCAGGAAGUCCACCCUGAGCUCGCUGCUGUUUGGGGAGGAUGAGGCCGAGGCCCUAAAGUCCAAGAACAUCAAGCAGACGGAGUAUGUGGCGGCCUUGCGAGAGGCCAUAUCCCGCACUGCGGAACACUUCAACUGUCUGGACCCACGGCACUCCAGCACCGAACUGACUCCCGACUACUCCAUGGAGAGCCACCAGCGAGAUCAUGAAAACUUUCUUGUGGUGUCUCGCAACCGACGGAGACGGGGAAAGGCUCUGCUGGACUUUGAGCGUCAUGAUGACGAUGAACUUGGCUUCAGGAAGAACGACAUCAUCACCAUCAUCUCGCAGAAAGAUGAACACUGUUGGGUUGGCGAGCUCAAUGGCCUUAGAGGCUGGUUCCCGGCUAAAUUUGUGGAGAUCCUAGAUGAAAGAAGCAAAGAGUACUCAUUAGCAGGUGAUGACUCUGUGACGGAGGCCGUGACGGACCUGGCCAGGGGCACGCUGUGUCCGGCCCUGAAGGCCAUUUUUCAGCACGGUCUCAAGAAGACGUCGAUACUGGGAGGACCUUGUCAUCCUUGGUUAUUCAUCGAAGAGGCGGCCAGCAAAGAGGUAGAGAGGGACUUUAACUCCGUCUACUCCAGACUAGUGCUGUGUAAAACCUACAGGUUGGAUGAAGACGGGAAAGUACUAACACCAGAGGAGCUGCUGUACAGAGCGGUGCAGUCGGUCAACAUGAGCCAUGACACGGCACACGCUCAGAUGGACGUCAAGUUUAGGUCUCUUGCCUGCGUCGGCCUUAAUGAGCAGGUGCUGCACCUAUGGUUGGAGGUGUUGUGCUCCAGCAUGCCGGCUGUAGAGAAAUGGUAUCAUCCGUGGUCCUUCCUCCGCAGUCCUGGAUGGGUACAGAUCAAGUGUGAGCUCAGGGUGCUAUCAAAGUUUGCCUUCAGCCUCUCUCAAGACUGUGAGCUUCCUGACAAGAAAGAGGAGAAGGAGCAGAGGCCACUGAAAGAGGGGGUGCAGGAUAUGUUGGUGAAACACCAUCUCUUCAGCUGGGACAUUGACGGCUAGAUGCACAGCAACAUCUGGCUGAGUCCUUCUCCGUCCUGCGCGUCUGUCUCGUUGAUGUCUCCUAACCCGUUUUUCACAGAUUAUCAAUUACACAUCCGACACCACUGUCUGCUCCAGUACGUGACUAAUCUCUCAGACUCCGUCUGUCUCCCUCCAGCAUCGGACGAAAGGUCGGCCAGCUUGUACGUGCUAAAGCAUGUGUGCAUUGAAAUGCAUACGCUAUUUAAAUUCAGAACUAUUGUAGGAGGUUGCACCACAUGGUGGACACUCUAUAUACUAGUAGACUCUAGUACAUCAUAGUCUGUAUCCACGGGACUGGAGCACUCUGUCUCCUAACAGGAAGUAGUGAGAUGUUCAGUCUGUAAAAUGCAGCAGCCGGUCAUUCCCUGGACACACGGUGGUCCGAAAUGCCACGUUGCCCUGUAUAUUCCCCGAUUAUAAGACCAAAACGUAACAUUCCGAAAAAAUGGAGCUGUAAAGUUACAAAUUAUUUUUUGGAGAGGAAUGCUACUUACCUCGGUAUCAUUAAUUCCACAAAUCUAUUUCAUGAACUACUGAUGUUGCACAUGCCAAGUAAAGCCUUUUUGAAUUGUAAUACAAUACCUUAACAGUGGUGGUGAACAGUCUGCAGUUGUAUGACAUCAUGUAAAUAAAGCAGAUAAAUACUU